This is a messenger RNA of Vicia villosa (hairy vetch), 1123 nucleotides long. Its product is annotated as mitochondrial ATP-independent inner membrane protease subunit 1a-like. The transcript has 5 exons. NCBI's taxonomy places the organism in Eukaryota, Viridiplantae, Streptophyta, Magnoliopsida, Fabales, Fabaceae. The record is from RefSeq and is a predicted model, not a curated record. Gene Ontology annotation, molecular function: serine-type endopeptidase activity. Bases 137 to 628 code for a protein of 163 amino acids. Gene Ontology annotation, cellular component: membrane; mitochondrial inner membrane peptidase complex.
CAAAAUAUCCAAAGGGAGACUAAAUUUUACUCAACUAUUUACCCAUAUAUGGUGUAGUACUCCUUAAUUUCAUCGUCAUAUUAGAAUUCCGAAAACAAUUUCUUUCUUACACAUUCCCAUUCAGUCCUCAAGAGCUAUGACGUUUAUGAAUAACAUUAGAAGCGCUACGAAAGAAGCGUUGGAUCGCACUGCGAUAAUCGCAAAGUUCUUGUGUUGCCUUCACUUCACCGCCAACUACCUCUGUUCCCCAACUCACGCGUACGGACCUAGCAUGCUCCCUACCCUAAAUAUCGCCGGCGAUGUUGUUCUCGUCGAACACCUAUCUCCGCGGAUUGGGAAAGUUGGUCACGGUGACUUGGUUCUUGUACAGUCUCCUUUGAACCCUAACCGGAACUUAACAAAGCGUGUUGUUGCUAUGGAAGGGGAUACUGUUACUUUCUUUGAUGCUUCGGGUUCUGAUUCCUCUAGAACUGCUGUGGUGCCAAAGGGGCAUGUUUGGAUUCAAGGAGAUAACAUCUAUGCUUCGCGUGAUUCACGUCACUUUGGUCCUGUUCCAUAUGGCCUUAUAAAAGGAAAAGUGUUUUUGCGGGUUUGGCCACCCAGUAGCUUUGGACUGCUAGAUAAUUGAAAUAUUUUAAAGAAGUGCUCCUUUAACUCCAUCUAGUUAUACUUGGAUGAAGCUACGGCGAUUUUCAUGAAUGUGGCUGUUUGCAAGGGGAACACAUGAAGGAGCAUGCUCUCUUUCGUGGCAACAAAAGAUGCAUAUUUUGAGGUUUGUUUAAGGUUUGAGCGCUGUGCUGUGUGGUAUUACUCUUCAAACUUUGUAAAAGAAUAGAGUGCAUACUGCAGAAUUGGUUAGGAACCAUCAGGCAUUUUACCCAGGAUAUAAUUUUUGACAAUUUAUAUGCAGGGUAGGCUCUCUUUGUUUUUGAUUGUCAUAUUGUACCCUGAAAAUUGUAGACAUAUAGAUUCAAAGAAGUACGUUAUCUACCUAGUCUCAUUUGUGAGGUUGAUUGGUGUUUUGAUGUUUGAAAUCAUUUUGUUGCCAGCAAAAAUAUACACUUAGGCUACGAGGAUUGUCAAGGGCCUAGUUGUGAAGUACUAAAUACUUUAAGAAUGAUUA